CUGCUUCAUGGUUGUCAUCAAGAUCGUCUAACAAAAUGUAUAGCUGUUAAGAAAUAUUAUAAUUUUGUUAUGAUUUCUUCGUGGCCCAAGAAGCCUACGACAGCCUCCUCAGCAAGGUAGUUCAGAAUUCUGACCAUACAAUUGUGGACUCCAGUCAUCAUUUACUACACAGACUAAGAAAUAAGGUGUUGUACCACUACCAGCAAACUGCAGACGUCUCUCUGCUUCCCCCCUCGUCUCUCCCUUACUCAACGUAAAACUGCUGAUGCUAGUUGCGCUUGCUCACCGACACACGGGGAUCGGAACUGAGUUACUAAAAUUUCGAAUACUGGUGCGUCUUGGACCGACAUAGAUAGUCCCUGCAGCGAUUGAAAAAGCUAAACUAGUCGUUGGUGUUCUCGAGGUUGCCCUAGCCAGCGAUACGAACUCCGCCUUCUAUUCAAGAUGUCGCAGGCAGAGGUAUGUCCGUUCAACGACAACGACAUCCUGCAGUCGUUGCGGGUAAAGCUCAAGGGAGCAUGCUACAAGCAGACGAGGGGUGCGCAUGUAGACAUACGGUCAUUCUUUCCAGGCGGUGGCAAGGAAGUAAACCAGUUUUUAUGUAAUGGAUAGAAGUCUCUGUCUCAGAAGGUAAAUAAUCUAUGAAGGAGGAAGUCUUUGUCUUACAAAAAGAAAGAAGGAGUCUUGGGCGCAGUCCUUCUUGUAACGGAAUAUAUUUACUUUGUAAUUUCAACACGCAUCAGGAAAUGGGAACGCUGACUGACUUGAAGACCGUAGUCCGGCAGCAUUUGAAGUUGACGCCACAAUUCGUACCCGACCCGUCGCUAGCUAAACUUGCGGCAUACCUGGCAUCUCCGCUGGCCGUGAUGGCACCGACGAGUCCCCGGAGCCCGCGAGAAGAGCCUGCGGGCCAACAACAGGUAGUCUCACGUGCCAUCCUUGCUCUUGGAGGCUGUCCUUUAGGUGAUGUAGUCGCAGUUAUAUGUACUAUCAUCUCAGUCGUCAAGCCUUAGCUUUUUAUUGUAGGAGAUACGUUCACCAUUUAUCAUGUAAUCAUGAAAUUGUUCAUGAACAACCAGGUUGGUGGAUCGUCUUCGAGCACUGCGGCAGCCCCGCCUCCAGCAGCAGCAGCAUCGAGCCAGGCUGCUGAAGGCAAUUCAACAUUAGCGCAGAUCCGUGCGAACCCGAUAAUUGGCGAAAUGUUGAACUUGCCUUUGUUGCCGAGUGAGCUUCCAGGAAGUGGGACUAGUACAAGCAACAGCAUGGUUCGAUUUCCCUUGUCCGAGCUGCAAAAAUUCGUGAAGCAUGGUGCGCCAACAGUGAGCGAAAAAGCCGAAGUAGGAAGAGUAGUCGAACGAAAAAAGGCGGAGCGCUGUGUGCGGAAAUUUCAGGUAACACAGGAUGAUUUCGAUAUCUGCUUCACCUGCAAAGCAAUAUAUCAGAACUGACUACACUACUCUUAGUAAGAAGAUAGGUAGGAGUGUACAUGAAGAUUUGCAAUGCCAGGACAUGUCUGACGACCCAUUCAUCAGGUGAGCAUUCACAUGAAAGUGAUGGAGAGUUACGCUCCAGGGGCGGUGACGAAUAUAGUCAACACGGACCAACAUGCAAGCACAACAGAUCACGCUGUAUAUGUCAGGCAUCAAUUUGAACACUUGUUGCGACACGCAACAGGGGGGCAGCCGACCAUAUCUUUACAUGCGUUCAAGAAAUUUCUGCGGGACAAAUUAAAGUUUAUGAAUUGGGAUUUUGGUGAAGCUGACUGCACGACACUGUGGUACUCUGUCUACUAUGAUAAAACUAGGAUUUUGACCUUUUUAGAAGUAAUCAAAUGUUUUAAUGAGAAAUGAAUUUCCUCAUGAUAAUUUUGAUUUCGUUUCCUAGAAUUACAUCCGUUGUAGUGGUUUUUUACACCGUGGAUUCAUCGUACGUUUGGUAUGGUCGUCGACUUUUUCACUUUGCACCGCCAGAGUCAAUGUAUGAUUAGGAGUAGGAACAACUCCUUUAAAAAUAAUCGUAAGGUCUGCCCUCUAUGCUUUCCCGGACUUGAAUUUGUUGGAGCAGUGCGCAAUUGCGUCGGACAUGGCACAGACAGGAAAUUUCGCCGUGGUCACAAGCACACCGUCGGAACCUAGACGGCAGGUAAUAGAGACUGAUUUUCAAGGACACUUAUCCUUAGGUGGAGUCGUAGGUAGUAGAUGUAGUACCCGGUUUUCCUUAUUUUAUUGCAACAAGGUUCACCGAACAAGAAAUCUAUGUAUCCCAUUAUUUCGUGCAGGACUAUCCUUUUAAAGAGGCACCGAAAUUGUCUCCGCGUCAACGUCGCACUCAGAAACUGCUUUAUCCUAGUACCGACAGCCAGUUCGUUUUCCAAGUCUACGAUCUCGUGCGCUUGCUAGACCUGCCGAAGAAGAGCGGUCUCUCUAUCGAGUUUCCAGACUUCCGAAUGUCCAACGGAAGCGAAGCCAAUACAUACGCACUCGAGGACUCCACGGCGCCAGAAAUUAUGAGAGGGAGCAUAAUGUAGUGUGAAAUUUGCCUGUUGUAGUUGAACCAACAUCAUUAAGCGGAAUGACUAAUAUGAGCAGCAUUACAACAGGAGACGCAGCUAUGAGCUGUGGAGGAAGUUGUCGUAAUCAUCUUGGUAAUGUUAGCGUUCCUCUAAUGAAAAAUUGCAGGAUAAGUAUCGCAAAUGGUGUAUGGCGCGGAAUCGACUCAGUGCGAACUUCAGCUCAUCUGGGAGGACCAAUCCGCCGAGAACGCGCCUGCACAGCAAUACCAUUCAGCACGAGCAGUGGCGGCUCAACCAUACCCUGGGGUACUAGCGCUGAGGCUAGGCUGCGUCUCGGUACGAUCCUGGGUAGUCUACUCCACUCGUGGAGAUUCAUUGCGCAAGGCGUAGCACCUUAUUUGAUUGGAAGAAAUGUACUAUAUUUCGUAUGCACACUGAGAACGUUUGAAUCCGUGACUAGGACGAAAUCUUGUAAUCCACUGAUUGUAAAUAGUUUUUGUUGCCAUAUAAAUAAAUAUAUGUAUCAUCGUGUACAACUAUGUAUAUGGAAAUUAACAAGAGGCGCUUCGUCUCCGGAAUUUGCAAUUCGGUAUCUCCGCUGUGAUAGCAAUGAAUCUGAAAUCAAGUGACAGAAUCAAGUGACGCCGUCAGGUAGGCAUUAAUUUUCUGUAAAAGUGACACCAAGGAAGUAUUUCAAGAGUGACAAAAGGUGACAAAAGGACAUUCAAAAUCAGUGACCCGAAGGCUUGUCGCGGUUUUGAGGUAGAUUCUCCCGCAGAAAUCACCCUUUAGACAGUAUAAAAGUUUUCUCAUCGCAAUGCAUAUGAGUUUGGAAUUGAAGUGAGCUAGGUAUUCCCAUUUCAUUUGUUGAAUAACCUUUAUUCUCAUUUGGUAUCUUUUUGUUCUUGAGUGUAAGGACUUAAUUUUCAUCGACAAAUUAGAUUUGCACAGUCAGAAAGGACAUUCGUACUUCCUCUUCUUUAAUAGUGUAGUGAAUGGUACUAGACAUCAACAGGAGCUCUUCCUGACUUGCAUGAUGUUUGGAUGGUCGGGAGAACAUGUGGAGAGAGCUGCAUAGCAGGCGUCAACAAGAGUCAGUCGAG
Messenger RNA from Amoebophrya sp. A25, 3615 nucleotides. Lineage: Eukaryota; Dinophyceae; Syndiniales; Amoebophryaceae. The record is from the annotation of a GenBank genome assembly.